AUGAAUCUUAGUAUCAUCACGGAAGGAAGCAGCCACAAGAAAUGCUACGAGUGCCGAGACAUGUUGGAGAAGCACGAAGAAGUGAAGGAAGCCGUAGCUUUUGAGUGCUCCAAUUUGAAGAGAAGCCAGCUCAACACCGAGCGACUCAAGAAUAUGACCAAGGACGACCCUAAGACUAAGAAGGCCGAAGAUAGGCCAGAGACUCCAGCAAGCAGCAAGAGGAAGAGUGGAGCCUCAUCUGGCCCACCCACUCCGGGCGGUUUAAUAUUGAACAGGCUCAGUGCCCUUCUGACUCCAGCUCCACUGGAGACACAAACCCAUCAGCCAAAGAAUCGCUUCGAGGGGCACCAUGCCUACCGUCGUUCGAGAAGUGGUACAAAUACCAGUCUCCAGAGCGGUAACCGUCGCGACUCAGUACAAAGCGGUCAUGCCAGCGACGAGCGUGCGAAAGGGCAUAGGCGCAACAGCAUCGCUACCAUGAGCUCUGGAUCCACAAGGGCAAGCCGUCCAGCGCCAGCACCCGCCAUCCCUGAAGAUGACCCAGCUCCGCCGGAGGAUCCUGCACCUCCAGCUGGCGGAGUGGAUGAAGAGCAUGGUCCCGCCGAUGAUCCUGAACCGGUCGAAGAGGCGGGCAGGGCAAGACCUCCUUAUCCUGUCGACGGGACAGAGCGGCGUCUAAAGAAGCCCAUACCACCGAAGUAG
This is a messenger RNA of Saxophila tyrrhenica, 702 nucleotides long. RefSeq lists its product as uncharacterized. The transcript is spliced from 2 exons. The record is from RefSeq and is a predicted model, not a curated record. Lineage: Eukaryota; Fungi; Ascomycota; Dothideomycetes; Mycosphaerellales; Extremaceae. Bases 1 to 702 code for a protein of 233 amino acids.